UUUUCAUUAAGUGGCAAUACACACCGAAGAUAUGUGUCCAGUUGUAACAUAAGGAAUUGAAAGUAUUAGUCGAAAGCAGCGUAAUGAACUGGGUAGCUGUCUGGCUAGCCAUAGCUAACUGAAUUUAGAUGGUGGCAUGCUACAUGGGUUUCCCGGUUCCAAGGAGUGAAGGAAGGGAUGACUGUUUCAAACAUUUGAUCAUCCACGCCUAGACUGUUUGGAUGUCCUCUAUUGUAUCAAACAAGAUCAGCAGCCUAUGCGACUCCAUAAAACCAUCUCACCUGUUCCACCUGCUGACAGCUGCCUAGAGGAAAUUGCCAAGGAGCUUGUGAGAUCUUGUGUGGAACAUGUCCGGCCCUGUGCCCAGCCGUUCCCGAGUGUACCCCGACGUUAACACACAGAGGCCUCGGGAGUACUGGGACUACGAGUCUCACGUAGUGGAAUGGGGGAAUCAAGAUGACUACCAGCUGGUCCGCAAGCUUGGCCGUGGGAAAUAUAGUGAGGUGUUUGAGGCCAUAAACAUUACAAACAAUGAGAAGGUGGUUGUCAAAAUUCUGAAGCCAGUAAAAAAGAAGAAAAUUAAACGUGAGAUUAAGAUUCUGGAGAACCUGCGAGGGGGUCCCAACAUUAUCAGUCUUUUAGACAUCGUCAAGGACCCUGUGUCUCGAACUCCUGCCUUGGUCUUUGAACAUGUGAAUAACACAGACUUUAAGCAAUUGUAUCAAACAUUAUCAGACUAUGACAUUCGUUUCUACAUGUAUGAAAUCUUAAAGGCCCUGGACUACUGUCACAGUAUGGGCAUCAUGCACAGAGACGUGAAGCCACACAAUGUCAUGAUUGAUCACGAGCACAGAAAGCUGCGUCUGAUUGACUGGGGCUUGGCGGAGUUCUAUCACCCCAAUCAAGAGUACAACGUACGAGUGGCGUCCAGGUACUUCAAAGGUCCCGAGCUUCUAGUGGACUACCAGAUGUACGACUACAGUUUGGACAUGUGGAGUCUGGGUUGUAUGCUGGCCAGUAUGAUCUUCCGUAAGGAGCCCUUUUUCCACGGCCAUGACAAUUAUGAUCAGUUGGUUCGCAUUGCUAAAGUGCUGGGCACUGAGGACCUUUAUGAUUACAUCGACAAAUACAACAUCGAGUUAGACCCACGGUUUAAUGAUAUUUUGGGCAGGCACUCACGCAAGAGAUGGGAGCGUUUUGUGCACAGUGAAAACCAGCACCUGGUGAGCACCGAGGCACUGGACUUUCUGGACAAGCUGCUGCGCUACGACCACCAGGCACGCCUCACGGCCAGGGAGGCCAUGGACCAUCCCUACUUCUACCCCAUUGUGAAAGACCAGGCGCGCGGCGGUGCCACUACCAUGGCAGCCAGUGCCACCCCCGUCAGCUCCUCCAGUAUGAUGGCUGGCAUCACCUCCAUGACCUCUUCCUCACAGCAGCCCAUGGCCAACAUCACCGGCUCUCCGGUCAUCUCCGCGCCCAACACACUCGCCACGCAGGUCCCUGCCGCCACUGGAGCCCAGCCCUGAGUCAGCGAGUGACAACCCACCUCCACCCUCCCUUACAGACAACCAACCACUCACCUGCAGUACAGUUUUCAUCAGCUCCAAAAAAAACAAAAACCCCCAAAAAACCCUAGACUCACACAGGGACUGGCCCAGACGCCUCCUUUUCUGAUUAUGUUGAAAAUUCAAUCCCCAAAGGAAUGCCCCCUCUCCUCUCUCCUCCGCUCCCCUUCCUCCGUUUCUGUUCCGCCAGAGAUGGGCACUCAAGAACGAUCCUGCUCCACCAGUCUGGAGGAUGCGCAGCAGAACUCUUGCCCGGCCGUUCCCUCUCAAAACAACUCUAGGACCUACAACAGUACACGACGGAUAAUAAAAGUUUAUUUUAUAUCCCCAGGCGUACAUUCUUGUCAGCACUAUUGGUGAACCCUCUCGUUUGUGCAUUUAGCCCCCACACACACACAAACACACACACAUACACGCACACUUUUUUGUUUUUCCUCUCGUUUGUCCACCCCUGUUCUCCCGUCGUGCUUCUAUCAGGCGUUUCUACACUGUGAACCUGGACACAACUGCGCACAUGCACAGAACACACACACACACAAAACUGAACAGGAAGCCCCCAUCCAUCCAGCCAGGCUCUAGAUGCUUGAUGUGUUGCAGAGGUGUGGGUGGCCCCUACUGCAGUGUUGUGCAGCGCGAGCCCAAGGUGUGUGAUGCUGACCAAGCACACCUGGAGAACAGGCUCUCUCUCUCUCUCUCUCUCUCUCUCUCUCUCUCGCUCUCUCUCUUCCCCCCCCUCCACACUCUACUGUGGAAAACGUGUUUGCUCAGUGCAGGGCACACCGGGUCAAUAAUAUGCCAAUUUUUUUGUUCAUUUUCUCUUUUUUUGCUGUGUAAGUCCAUGGGAGUGUGCGACUUGUGUGUUUUUUCCUUUUUAAGGUUUUAAGCUCAUAUUUGUUACCAUGAAGAAUUUUUUGUAACAGUUUUUUUUUGAGAGGAUGCAAUCCAGUGCUAAACAUUAUUUUUCUUUUUGUGUGAGAAAUAAACCCUUGAAAGAGGCAAAGCACCCUUUUACAAUUUGCAUGUGGUGUGUUCACUGUAAAAAAAAAACUGCACAGAAUGACCGGCUGAACGAACGAACGACACAAAAGCAAUGCUGUAGGUUUUGUUUAACUCCAGCGCUACUACAUGCUUAGGCUUUCUAUAGAUUAUUAUUCAUUUAAAUGGUUCUUAAAAUUGUACUUACUUUGGUCUUGUCGUUUGUGAAAUAUUUGAUGUGAAAGACUAGUAUUCUAGAAUGGACUAAACAGAAGGUUCGACUUGCCUGUGAUCAGUGUGAGGAUUUAAGAGCUAAUGAAAUUAACUUAAUGUAUUGUAAAUUAAAUCAUUUAAGGUUUGCAAUAGA
This is a messenger RNA of Engraulis encrasicolus (European anchovy), 2910 nucleotides long. It is a transcript of the gene csnk2a1, whose product is annotated as casein kinase 2, alpha 1 polypeptide. Gene Ontology annotation, biological process: regulation of cell cycle; peptidyl-serine phosphorylation; peptidyl-threonine phosphorylation. The transcript has 15 exons. The record is from RefSeq and is a predicted model, not a curated record. Gene Ontology annotation, molecular function: protein serine/threonine kinase activity; ATP binding. The coding region runs from base 348 to 1529 and encodes 393 amino acids. Gene Ontology annotation, cellular component: protein kinase CK2 complex; cytosol; nucleus. NCBI's taxonomy places the organism in Eukaryota, Metazoa, Chordata, Actinopteri, Clupeiformes, Engraulidae.